This is a messenger RNA of Lotus japonicus, 2206 nucleotides long. RefSeq names its product GDP-L-galactose phosphorylase 1-like. The coding region runs from base 685 to 1968 and encodes 427 amino acids. Gene Ontology annotation, cellular component: cytoplasm. The transcript is spliced from 7 exons. Gene Ontology annotation, molecular function: GDP-D-glucose phosphorylase activity. NCBI's taxonomy places the organism in Eukaryota, Viridiplantae, Streptophyta, Magnoliopsida, Fabales, Fabaceae. The record is from RefSeq and is a predicted model, not a curated record. Gene Ontology annotation, biological process: glucose metabolic process.
CAUGUGUGAAAGCACCACCACCACUCUCUUUCGAUAAUUGUCUCUUCUCUCGUCUACUCUGUUUCCUUCCUCACCAUUCGUUAACCACCCUUCCUUCCUCACUCCUAGUACAAAUUCACAACCACAUUUCAUCUUCCUCUUCCUUAUCUAUAUAACCAACCCAAUCUCUUCCUCUAAUCCCCACCAACCACCCCAUCACAAAAACCCUCCAAAGCUUGAAACUUUCCUCCAUUUUGCAUGCUGGGUCGCUUGCGAUUUCAAGUUUUGCAAAGCCAAGUUUCCAGGUUCGUAAACAAGAAGAAAGUGGAAGAAAAAAAAUCAGAUUUUUUUAUCUGGGUUUGGGUUAAAACCCGGUUUGACGCAUUGUAGACAUCACGGCUAUUCUCAGAGAUUCUCGGAUUCUCUUUCAUGGCCGAACUGUUCGACGUAAGGGUGGUUGUGUGACUACUACUGCCACCAAUCCUGCGCCGCACGGUGGCCGUGGUGCUUCGCCUUCAGAAGGUGGUAGCCCCUCUGACCUUCUCUUCCUUGCUGGUGGUGGUGCUGGUGCUUUCUUCUUCUUCUUCUCUGUUGUAGUUUGCUAGAUUAGUCUUUUGUCAGUGUAAGCUAUUAAGGUUAGGAUUCUCAAAGAGAUUUUUACUAAGAUCAAGUUGAACAAGGUGUUUGUUGUUUAGUUUGGUGAAAAUGAUGUUGAAAAUUAAGAGGGUUCCUACUGUUGUUUCCAAUUAUCAAAAAGAGGAGGCUGCUGGGGGUUGUGGUAGAAACUGCCUCAAAAGUUGCUGCAUUCAAGGUGCAAAGCUACCUUUGUAUGCUUUCAAAAAGAUCAACAAGGUUACUGAAAAGGAUUUGGACCUCCAUGAAUCUGGGGAGCCUCCUGUGGCCUUUCUGGAAUCGCUUAUUCUUGGGGAGUGGGAAGAUCGCAUGCAGAGAGGACUUUUUCGCUAUGAUGUUACGGCCUGUGAAACCAAGGUGAUUCCUGGUGAAUAUGGUUUCGUUGCUCAGCUUAACGAGGGUCGUCACCUCAAGAAGAGGCCAACUGAAUUCCGAGUUGAUAAGGUCCUCCAGCCCUUUGAUGAAACCAAAUUCAACUUCACUAAAGUUGGGCAGGAGGAGGUCCUCUUUCAAUUUGAAGCUAGUGAUGAUGGUGAAGUCCAGUUCUUUCCAAAUGCUCCAAUUGAUGUUGACAAUUCUCCCAGCUUUGUUGCUAUCAAUGUUAGUCCUAUUGAGUAUGGGCAUGUUUUGCUGAUUCCGCGCAUUUUUGAGUGUUUGCCUCAAAGGAUUGACCGCGAGAGCUUCUUGGUUGCACUUCAUAUGGCAGCAGAAGCUAAUAACCCAUAUUUCCGACUUGGUUACAACAGCUUGGGAGCUUUUGCAACUAUUAACCAUCUCCACUUCCAGGCUUAUUAUUUGGCUCUGCCCUUUCCCAUUGAGAAGGCUCCUACUAAGAAAAUUGCAAGCUUAAAUGGUGGUGUGAAGAUAUCUGAAUUGUUGAAGUAUCCGGUUAGAGGCCUUGUCUUUGAGGGUGGUGAUACUUUGGAAGAUUUAUCAAACAUUGUUUCUGAUGCUUGCAUCUCCCUUCAAAACAACAACGUACCUUACAAUGUUCUGAUUUCUGACUGUGGAAGGCAAGUGUUUCUGUUACCUCAGUGUUAUGCAGAGAAACAAGCUCUUGGAGAAGUGAAUGCUGAGCUGCUUGACACCCAAGUGAACCCUGCUGUGUGGGAAAUUAGUGGACAUAUGGUUUUAAAGAGGCAAAAGGAUUAUGAUGAGGCAUCUGAAGCCAAUGCUUGGAAGCUUCUUGCAGAGGUUUCACUCUCUGCAGAGAGGUUUCAAGAAGUGAACGCUUUUGUUUUUGAAGCCAUUGCUUUAGAUGUCAAUGUUCAUUGUCUUCCAGAAGAUGUAGCAGUCAACUCAAACACACACCCUUCUGUGGUGGCUGGUUCACUAGAAUGUGUUGUUCUGCAGUAACAAAUGCAGUGAUUCUGCGGUAUUAAAAGAACUUCUGAAUUAUGUCACAGUUGAAAUAAGUACCAUCUAUGGUAACAGUUUCCUAUGUUGUGCCUAUUAAGAUGUAUUCAAGGUUGUUGUCUAUAGUUAGUGCUUGGAUGUAUGUUUGGGUCCUUUCACCUAGCUGAAUAACAUGUAUCUGUUCCUAUGGAUGAUAAAUGGUAUAUUUGUUAUGUUUAUGGAUGUCAAUUAUUUAGAA